This is a messenger RNA of Xenopus tropicalis (tropical clawed frog), 1183 nucleotides long. It is a transcript of the gene twf2, whose product is annotated as twinfilin actin binding protein 2. The record is from RefSeq and is marked provisional. Gene Ontology annotation, cellular component: cytoskeleton; perinuclear region of cytoplasm. Gene Ontology annotation, biological process: negative regulation of actin filament polymerization. Gene Ontology annotation, molecular function: actin binding. Lineage: Eukaryota; Metazoa; Chordata; Amphibia; Anura; Pipidae.
CGCUUUUAUUAAAUAGCAGAGGCCACGCCCCUUAAGCCAGAGGCACGCCCCCCUACGUAGGCCCGGGAGCCGCUCCCUAACCUGAAGCUGUCAGCAGCCGAACGAUGGCCCAUCAGACCGGGAUCCACGCUACCCCAGAGCUGAAGGACUUCUUUGCAAAGGCUCGCAAUGGAUCCAUCCGGCUCAUAAAGGUCAUCAUUGAAGAAGAGCAGCUGGUGUUGGGAUCACACAAAGAGCUGAAGCAUGCCUGGGACCAAGACUACGAUGCGUUAGUUCUUCCUCUACUUGAUGAAUCUGAGCCAUGUUAUAUUCUGUAUCGGCUGGACAGCCAGAAUGCUCAGGGGUACGAGUGGAUCUUCCUGUCCUGGUCACCUGACCACUCCCCGGUGCGGCUGAAGAUGCUCUAUGCGGCUACAAGAGCAACUGUCAAGAAAGAAUUUGGCGGGGGACAUAUUAAGGAUGAAAUAUUUGGAACACUAAAGGAAGAUAUUGCUCUCGGUGGCUACAAGAAACAUGUCUCCUCGUGUGCAGCCCCAGCUCCUCUCACUGCAGCAGAAAGGGAAUUACAGGAAAUCAAGAUAAAUGAGGUGAAAACUGAAAUCAGCGUAGAGAGUAAACAACAGACUCUGCAAGGACUCUCCUUCCCUCUAAGGCCAGAAGCGGAGGGGGCAAUCCUGCUCUUAAAACAGAAGAAAAUCAAUUAUAUUCAGCUGAGAUUGGAUCUAGAAAAGGAGACUGUAGACUUGGUUCAUACAAAGCAUACAGAGCUAAAAGAUCUACCAGGGAGAAUACCACAAGACACAGCCCGUUACCACUUCUUUCUAUACAAACACUCUCAUGAAGGAGACCACUUGGAAUCUGUAGUGUUUAUCUACUCCAUGCCGGGCUACAAAUGCAGCAUUAAAGAGCGAAUGCUGUACUCUAGCUGCAAGAAUAAGCUUCUGGAUUCCGUAGAACAGGAUUUCCAACUGGAGAUUGUUAAGAAGAUUGAAAUUGAAGAUGGUGCUGAACUAACGGAUGAAUUUCUGUAUGACGAGGUUCAUCCUAAACAGCACGCCUUCAAACAAGCUUUUGCCAAGCCCAAAGGACCUGCGGGCAAACGUGGACAAAAGCGCCUAAUUAAAGGUCCUGGCGAAAAUGGGGAGGACAGUUAAAUACAGAAUCGACGUGGUUGUUUCCAAAA